UGCGCGCGCGCAGCGGCCGCGACCACUGUUGUCUGUAUAAUUGUGUUUAAUUUUGGCGCAAUAACUUCGCGUACUGUGUUAUUGUUGUAAGUGCCGGCACCACGCUCCACCUGUGCCCGCCGCCCUGCACGGUGUCCGACACGGUGUCGCGUGUGCUUAGAAAGUGAAACAACAAAGGAUUACAGUGCACAUUGUUGGAAACAAAAACAAAAAUAAGUGAAAAUGUCGACAACAGCGACGAGACAAGUGAAAUCUUCCAACUCAGCGAACAUAUUAAUGUGCAAACAGUGGUGGAAGGUGUGCUGGAUGUACGGCGACCAGGAAAAAUACUACAGGCAACUCUACGGUAAAAGGAAACUGAACGCAAUGAACACAGAGUUCCUUAACUUUGAUAAAAUGGACUCAAAGCGAUCCGGAGCACAGAUAACUGAACUCACAGACGAUUUCUUUGACAAUAAUUACGGUACACAAAUAGACCCCGCGCCCGAUGAAAGUAUUGCGGAAACGAAAUGGUUCGGUGUCGAAUCGGAACCUAUCUACGGUUUCGAAUCAACGUGGCAGAAAGACCAAAGAAGACAACCGAUACGACAAAGUUACGACGAUCUGAAUAAUAUUCUUGAUGAGAAUCUUAACACGGAUGCAAUAAAGACGAUGUUACAGAACGGACUACCUCAACCUCAAGAAGCUGAAUUGUUGGAUUCCAAAGAACAAGUUCAUCAGAACGGAGAUGUAUUCGGAAAGACGUCGAAAACAAUUUGUAAGACUCGAAAAGGUGCGAUAGUUACAGAAGAAACUGAAAUAUGUACGGAUGGAAAGACAAACGCUAAUUUAAGGUUCCAACGUUCGACAGUGAAAACGGGUCCUAACAAAGUGAAGGAAGUGCUACAGCCAGUGAAAGAGGACAUAGUGCUGGACGAGUGUUCGCGGAGGAAGUGCGUGGGAGACAGACUGACUACCACCACCAGGACUUUGGUGACCGUCUCACAGACAUCCACCACCUCUUGCAACGAACCUGUAUGCCGCAACUGCGUGGUGUCGCCAACGGGGUCCUCCCCGCCACCGCUGCACGAGCAGGCGGCCUCACCUCCGCCGCCAGCUCCACCCUCGCCGUUAACCUCGCCACGCCUGCCCCCCGCGCCUGCCGACCACCCCGCGCUACCAUCGCCGCAGCCCAGCCAUAGUGGAUCCUCCGCGCCUAGCCAGUGCAACUCACCCCACCCUUACUCUUACCCUAACUUCCGGCGCAGUCAACCGCCGCCGGGGCAGGCCUUCCCGGAGUACAACCUGCUGCACAGUCAUAGUGUAUCCCAGCUGCACCAACCCGGACAGAGCUACCGGUCUCCUCAGUCCCCGCAGUCCGCCAUGUCGCUCUCCCCCCACCCCGCGCCACAGGGCAAGCUACGCGGCCUCCUAGAGCACGCCGAGAGGCUCAUGAAGCCCGGGGACCCGCACAGGCACUCUCAGAGCGACGACGACUCCGGAUGUGCGUUAGAAGAAUACACCUGGGUCCCGCCUGGACUGCGACCUGAGCAGGUGCACCUGUACUUCUCCGCGCUGCCGGAGGACAAGGUGCCGUACGUGAACAGCGUGGGCGAGCGCCACCGCCUCAAGCAGCUGUUGCAGCAACUGCCGCCGCAGGACAACGAGGUGCGGUACUGCCACGCGCUGUCGGACGAGGAGCGCAAGGAGUUGAGGCUGUUCAGCGCGCAACGCAAACGCGAGGCGCUCGGACGAGGACAGGCACGACAGCUGCACGCUCCCGCGCCCUGCGAUAGGUGCGAAGAAACGAUGUCUGCGGGAGACAUGUGCGUGACCGCGGCACGAGCAGGCCCCGCGGCUCGUUGGCACCCCGGCUGCUUCGUCUGCACAUCCUGCCAGGAGCUGCUCGUCGACCUCGUAUACUUCUGGAGGGAGGGCCGCCUCUAUUGCGGCAGACACCACGCCGAGACACUCAAGCCGAGGUGUUCAGCAUGCGACGAGAUAAUCCUGGCGGACGAGUGCACGGAGGCGGAGGGGCGCGCGUGGCACAUGAAGCACUUC
Papilio polytes (common Mormon) is the source of this 2040-nucleotide messenger RNA. It is a transcript of the gene esn, whose product is annotated as protein prickle-like. Lineage: Eukaryota; Metazoa; Arthropoda; Insecta; Lepidoptera; Papilionidae. Gene Ontology annotation, molecular function: zinc ion binding. The record is from RefSeq and is a predicted model, not a curated record. The transcript has 7 exons. The annotation marks the transcript as partial.